CAAUUUAUUAAUGACGUAUUUAAUAAAGUUGGUCUCAAGCGAAAUGAAUUGUUCUUUACUGCUACAAGGCAUAUAAUCCUGUAAAGAAAAUCUGGGUGGUCGAAUUGUUCUUUUCCCUUUUUCUAAUUUCAACAUCAAAAGUUGUUCCACCAGAAGAAUUUGUUCUCUGCAGCAGUAAAGAUCGAUCCGUUCUUGCUUACAAGCAGAAAAAUCAUAUCGACAGAGAGAGAUGAGACAGAACUCAGCAACUGGUGGUCUUUCAUGGCGGCGUUUACUGUUCUUCGCUUCGAUUGGUUUGCAGUUCUUCUUAGGUCUAUCGGGUGAUUCCAAGAACACGAAUGCAGGAGUUAAGACAGAAUCUCAUACUUCUUCCAGCAAAACAGGCACAAAAGUUAUCCUUGUUCUAGUUGGAUUUGUGGCUGUGGCCAUGUUCUCGUUCUUCCUAUACAAGCUAUGGCAAAAGAAGAAAAGAGACGAGCAGUAUGCUCGACUGUUGAAGCUGUUUGAGGAAGAUGAUGAACUCGAGGUUGAAUUAGGUCUUCGAGAUUAAAAACGCAAAUUUGUCAACAAAGGCCUCAUGUUUGUUUGUGUUCGUUUGUCUGAGCAUGUAGGUGGAACUUAUCACUUAUGGGUAUUUAAAUUUGAAGUAUAUAUAUACGCAUACUUUGUUGGGCUAGUAACUGAUGUAGCUGUCUUGUCACUAAUCAUCAUCAGUUCAUCAAUUAUCCUCUCCAGACGAUUGUUUUCCAAUGUUGUACAAUUCAUUUUUCUUUCUUUCACUUUUUUUUGACAAAUAGCGUGAGUUUAGGUUCUAAACAAAUUCGAUGUAAGUUUAGGUUCUAACCCUCUAGACAAAUUAGUUAAGAGAUC
Molecule: messenger RNA, 870 nt
Organism: Arabidopsis thaliana (thale cress)
Lineage: Eukaryota; Viridiplantae; Streptophyta; Magnoliopsida; Brassicales; Brassicaceae
Exons: 2
Coding region: 230-550 (106 amino acids)
Source: RefSeq, marked reviewed